AAUUUUUUAGUAUCGUUCUUCUUGUUCCCCAAGGCAGCAGCCCUAGCGUGAGCUUAUCGUCACCGACUUACCGUCUUAAUUCGUCUCCUAUAAAUUCUUAAUGUCGGCGUGUUCUUAAUCGGCGUCGUCCAUAAAAAUCGGUUUCUUCAGAACUUCGCAAAAUUCAGUUGCGAAAUAGAGAAAGAUUGGGGAAAGUAAUUCACCCAUUUUUAUGUCCGCCUAUAAUUCAUCGAAUUCUGAACAAUCAUCCGAUAUGGCUGCUCCACUUGUAGCUGGACUUUGUGUAGCUGCAACGGCUCUAGCGGGCAGAUACGGAAUUCAAGCCUGGCAAGCGUUUAAGGCAAGACCUCCUAGACCUAGAAUGCGUAGAUUCUAUGAAGGUGGUUUUCAGCCAACUAUGACGAGGCGUGAAGCUGCUCUCAUUCUUGGUGUCAGGGAAAGUACAGUUAUAGAAAAAGUAAGAGAAGCACACAGAAAGGUGAUGAUUGCAAACCACCCAGAUGCAGGGGGCAGCCAUUACUUGGCUUCAAAAAUCAAUGAAGCUAAAGAUGUGAUGCUCGGAAAAACGAAGAACAGCGGAUCUGCUUUUUAAAUUCGCUUCACCCUUCCUCACCCUUAUAGAGAGAUUUUGGAGAACCUGGCAUUGGAAGGUGAUCCGGGAUCCUGCAUCGUAUUUAUAGAAGUCAAUGUUCGGUUAUAGCUGUCGAUUGGAUUGGAUGAUUGGCUACAUUGUUCCUUGGAUAUUGCUCUACCUGCUCUCAUCUCAAUAAAUAGGACUAUAAUUCAUUGUUAAAUUAUUUUGUACAAUCUAUUAUUGACUAUUGAGUAUUGAUAAUGCUAUUAGCUCCCAUGCUGAUACACAAUAUUGGAAGGUGAUGGUUUUCUGUACUUAGUUCUUAUGGUUUUUUGUUUUCUGUUUUUUGGAAUUAAAAAUCAAAAAUAGAUAACCUGAAUGAGUGGUUUUCUCUUUU
Amaranthus tricolor (Joseph's coat) is the source of this 971-nucleotide messenger RNA. Its product is annotated as mitochondrial import inner membrane translocase subunit TIM14-1. The transcript is spliced from 3 exons. Gene Ontology annotation, molecular function: ATPase activator activity. NCBI's taxonomy places the organism in Eukaryota, Viridiplantae, Streptophyta, Magnoliopsida, Caryophyllales, Amaranthaceae. Gene Ontology annotation, cellular component: PAM complex, Tim23 associated import motor. Gene Ontology annotation, biological process: protein import into mitochondrial matrix. The record is from RefSeq and is a predicted model, not a curated record. Bases 212 to 592 code for a protein of 126 amino acids.